AUGAUACCGGCCACGUCAUCGCCUUGCUCGCCUCCAACGAUGACACGCGACAGUGGUGCCAUCGCCGACCCUACACCGGCUCCUGGGCCGCACGCCAUCGGGUCUGGCACCAACGACGUCGCUCCUGCCGUUCGGUCUCCUACCAACCCAUCACCGGAUUUGUCCACGCUGCUGGCUGAGCGAGCCUCCGAGUCAGCGCACGAGCCCUGUCCCGUGCCGACUCCGCUGCCUCCGACCGUGUCAACUGUCGCUACACCGUGGCACCUACCAGCCAGCGAGAGCGACGCAGCAUCAGCAGCGACCUUCUUCCUUGCCCUGCGCUCCCCGUCCUCUCCUUCUGCCAACUUGUCGUUGGGCCCUUCUAGCGACUACUCUGACAAGUCGGACGUUGGAGGCUGGGAACAAUCGUCGCACCACACGGAUACGGCAGAUGGACUGACACCACCAUUUCGUGAUGCGAGUCUUGAUGGUGUGUCACACCCACCACCUGAUUCUGUCCUUCGCGUCGUCCCCACGUUGGAGCUCGCCAAGCAACAUGACCCGGCAGCUGCUUCCCCGGCUCUCCCAGAUCUUCGCCAACCUGCGCCGGUGCCGUCAUUGAGCGUUGCCCGACGACGCCUUCCUCGCCGUCUCGAGCGCCACUCGACUCCAACGCCGUGGACCGUGGCAACACCCAGACUCCGGCAGGCGCGUGCCGAACUCUGUUCACUUGACUAA
Dermacentor silvarum is the source of this 717-nucleotide messenger RNA. Its product is annotated as mucin-2-like. The transcript has a single exon. NCBI's taxonomy places the organism in Eukaryota, Metazoa, Arthropoda, Arachnida, Ixodida, Ixodidae. The record is from RefSeq and is a predicted model, not a curated record. The coding region runs from base 1 to 717 and encodes 238 amino acids.